UGUGAGUUAUGAAUGACCCAAAAAACCACUUAACACUUAUUUUAAUUAGUUCAACAAAUUAGAAGAAAUACUGAGCCGCUGUCUACUUCUGAUCUCGGCGGCAACCACCGUAGCCCCCACCGCCGUCUUCACCGAUUGUAAAAGAUGCACGGACGGCCACGGAGAUCUCCAACUCCUGAGGAGAACGAAGAUUCAGCCGCUAAAGGAGCCAAACUCCGCGCCCUCCAGAAGCAGUUUAUUGAAUUUCACCACAGCAAAACGUAUACGAAAGAGGCAAUCGAUGUCAGUACGAAGCUAGUGGAGUUGAAUCCAGAGUACUAUACGGCUUGGAACUACAGAAAGCUCGCUGUUGAACACUUGCUAACGGAUCAAACUGAUUCAGAAUAUAUUAAAUCCGUUUUAGAUGAAGAACUACGUGUGGUGGAGAAUGCAUUAAGAAGUAACUUCAAGUCUUAUGGAGCUUGGCAUCAUCGGAAAUGGGUGCUUAACAAGGGUCAUUCUUCAGCAGAUCGUGAAUUGUUGCUUCUGAAAAAGUUUCAGAAGGCUGAUGCUCGCAAUUUCCAUGCGUGGAACUACCGUAGGUGAAGACAUAAAUGCUGCUUUAUUUAGUUCCAUUCUCCAGUUGAUUCUUUUCCCUUAAAGUGACCUGUGAUACUCUAAAAUCUGCUUUUAGAUUCAUAACAGCAUUGAUGAACAUACCAGCUGAGAAGGAACUAAAUUAUACGACAGACAUGAUAAAUGACAAUUUCAGCAAUUAUUCUGCUUGGCAUAAUCGUAGCAUGCUUCUGUCUCUUCUGCUAAACAAGAAAGUGGCUGGAUUUUAUCCCAAAGAGACUUUUUUGAAGGAGGAGUAUGAAUUUGUUCGGAAUGCUCUUUUCACAGAUCCAGAUGAUCAAAGUGGCUGGUUCUAUCAUCUUUGGCUUUUGGAUCAGACAGUUAAAGUGGACAAUUUGUUUGUUUCCUCAUGGCCACCCAAUGGAUCAAAUAUUUGUGCAUCAGACCCUUUGGUAUUAAACCAGUAUGCUUUUCCGCCAGGUUCAGCGUCUGGUUUCGAGGGCUUUCCUAUUAUCCUUUAUUUUAAUGAAGGUGUUGUUGGUGUAAAUUCCAGCACCGUGACUGUUGAAUGCGAAUUUACUUCUGAUACCAAUUUGGUUUGGAUACCGGUUCCUGCAAAUAGAUCUGGGUACUCCACGACAUGGUUUACAUGUCUAAAUUUUUCCAUGAAGGACAUGCUUCCUUCUAGACAUUACCGAGGGAAGGUUAGCAUUGCCCUUUCCGAGGGUAUUGUUUCCUCAUCCGGUGUUUGCUAUAGUCGUCCUUUUCAUAUUGAAUUUGGAGUUUUUGUAUCAUCUCCUGUACCAAAACUUAGGGAAGGCCUGGAAACACAGAGGAUUUAUUGGUCGGGUGAAAAUUUCCAUGCAACUGAAUUGCAUUCUGAGGAGUUGGACUUCGUGAAUAGAUUUUGCCAGCUAAGAACAAAUGGGAGUGACAAACUGGAAAAGAAUGACAUGAAUGUUGAUAUAAUUGCUGAGGAGAUAUCUUAUUUCCGUGAACUGUUGGCUGAGAUGGAGUGUAAAAUAGGAAAGCUCACACUUGCAAGAUUGUUGAUGGCGCAUGAUGCUUUGUCGUCUACUUCUCAUGAUACAUAUGAUCAACGUACAUUACCUUACAAAGAAAUUCUAGAACUAUACAGUGAUCUUAUGAAGAUGGACCCACCACAUAUUCAUUAUUACAAGGAUGAGUAUAGUUUGGUCUUUCUUAAACAGGAGCUUUCUGACAAGGAGUCCUUGCUACGAUACUGUUAUCAAUACAGAGAUUCCUCUUCACCUCAGAAUAGAAGUUUUGCAAGUCUACGCCUGAAUGGUCUCUCAUUGUCACGAAUUGGGUGUAUUGAACGACUGCUGUGGGUGCAAAUGCUUGAUCUCAGUGAGAACGAACUUCGGUCUAUUGAAGGAUUGGAGGCGAUGCAACUUCUUUGUUGCUUAAAUCUCAGUAAGAACAAGUUUAGCAGUUUUUCCUCUCUAGAGCCUUUAAGACAGCUGAAGUCAUUGCAAGUGCUAGAUAUUUCUUACAACGAAAUCGGAGCACAUCCCAUUGACACGAGAAGGUAUUUAUGCACAUCUCCUUUGUCGCACACCAUCGGAAGUGAUUGGAAGAAGACCCAGCAGUUAGGGCUCAGUGAUGUAGAUAUUUCGACUUACUGGGAUGCUUUUUCAAUUUUCAAGGGCGCCAACUUAACCCAACUAGAUAUUGUCGGAAAUCCGAUUCUCGACGAAAAGUUCAAGUAUUUUCUGCGUAAGUUAUUACCAACAAUGAAAUGGCUUGACAAUGAAAAAUCAGGAUGAUAGCAAGCUCGCUGCAGUUGAGUUUUGUAUGUUCUUGAUUCUUCAAGAUAGUACUUUGAUAACACACACUACUUGUUUCAUGAAAGUGUUAAGUUACACAUACUAAUUUUCAGUUUCAAACUUGUUCCCGAGUUAGUUCAAUCUUGUUUUACAAUGGAAUGGCAUUACCUACUGUCUAGUGGUGUGAGAUAUGUAUUGACAAUAAAACACUAGCUAGCUUGUAUUAUCUAAUUCAUUAUUUUCUCUCUCCUAAAAUUAUUGUCA
This is a messenger RNA of Oldenlandia corymbosa var. corymbosa, 2609 nucleotides long. Lineage: Eukaryota; Viridiplantae; Streptophyta; Magnoliopsida; Gentianales; Rubiaceae. The record is from the annotation of a GenBank genome assembly.